GAAUUUGCGAGCUUUGCAUUUGGUGCUCGCAACUUUUCCAGUUGAGAGUUCAUCCCCCAAUCCCUUCUCUCUCCCAAGUUUAUCUCUGCAAGCAACCCUUCCUUCCUCUAUUUAAUGGCUCCGCCUCCUCCUCUUUUGCUCUAACAACCACCUCCUAAUUCCAUAUUUUCUCCUCAUCAGGCACCAUGCUUCUGAUACAGAACCGUCUCAGUGAGAAUCAACAAGUCAUGGGUGCGAACCCAAUAUUCAGAAGCGACUCUUUUGGACAUUACUAUCCUGAGAUGAACCACAACUAUUAUACCCUCAUGGAAAAGAGGCAGCUUUUUCUGAGAAGCUAUCAGUUCUCUCGAAAGCAGAGUCUUCCAGAGAGAAUCAAGAGGUCUUUUGUGCGUGUCAAGAAAGUUGUGUGGCUAAAGCUUCGAUCUGCUCUUAGACUUAGAAGGCUGGUGUGUUCAAGGAUCAAAUGCAGCUUCUAUUACCGCAGGAGAAGAUUCUUCCGCCUAGUCAAUGCCUACAACAGCAAAAACGAUGUUUCCUGCUUCUGGUAGACCUGUUCAUUAGAGUUUUACACUUCGUCUUCCUCGUAAUUGCUAGUGCUUUUUCUUUGGCGUACAUAUUGAUUUGUGAUUCAGAUCACAACCUCUGAUUAUGACUACCCUUCAUUGAUCGCAAAUGGGGUGCUCUGUGUUAUUAUUUUUGGUUCUUUCAUUUUCUUGUUCGCGCACUAUUAGCUGUUAGUGGUGAAAUGGAAGAGACGUGCUUGCAAA
Neltuma alba is the source of this 767-nucleotide messenger RNA. RefSeq lists its product as uncharacterized. The record is from RefSeq and is a predicted model, not a curated record. NCBI's taxonomy places the organism in Eukaryota, Viridiplantae, Streptophyta, Magnoliopsida, Fabales, Fabaceae. Bases 186 to 548 code for a protein of 120 amino acids. The transcript has 3 exons.